Lacerta agilis (Sand lizard) is the source of this 2702-nucleotide messenger RNA. It is a transcript of the gene EXO1, whose product is annotated as exonuclease 1. Gene Ontology annotation, cellular component: nucleus. Gene Ontology annotation, molecular function: 5'-flap endonuclease activity; metal ion binding; 5'-3' DNA exonuclease activity. Bases 25 to 2487 code for a protein of 820 amino acids. NCBI's taxonomy places the organism in Eukaryota, Metazoa, Chordata, Lepidosauria, Squamata, Lacertidae. The record is from RefSeq and is a predicted model, not a curated record. Gene Ontology annotation, biological process: DNA recombination; mismatch repair. The transcript has 13 exons.
UUUCCUGGAUUUGACUUAAGAACAAUGGGGAUCCAAGGUUUGCUCCAAUUUAUUAAAGAGGCUGCUGAAUCUGCUCAUGUAAAGAAAUACAAAGGACAAGUAGUUGCUGUGGAUACUUACUGCUGGCUCCACAAAGGAGCCUAUGCAUGUGCUGAAAAACUAGCCAAAGGAGAACCCACAGAUCAAUAUGUAGCUUAUUGCAUGAAGCUUGCUGAUAUGCUUCUGUCAUUUGGGGUCAAACCCAUUCUAGUAUUUGAUGGCUGUACCCUGCCUUCCAAAAAGCAAGUUGAAAAGUCACGACGAGAAAAACGGCAAGCAAACCUCCUGAAAGGGAAACAGCUGCUCCGUGAAGGGAAAUUAUCAGAAGCCAGAGAAUGCUUUGCACGUAGCAUUAAUGUUACGCAUGCUAUGGCCUGUGAAGUGAUUAAAGCUGCCCGAGCCCGGGGAAUAGAUUGCAUUGUUGCUCCAUAUGAAGCGGAUGCUCAGCUCGCCUACCUUAACAAGACUGGCUUAGUCGAAGCUAUAAUUACAGAGGAUUCUGAUCUUCUUGCUUUUGGAUGUAAAAAGGUAUUUCUGAAAAUUGACAAGUGUGGAAAUGGCUUAGAAAUUGACCAGACUCGGCUUGGAAUGUGCAAACAACUUGGUGAUGUGUUUACAGAAGAGAAAUUCCGUUACAUGUGUAUUCUGUCUGGUUGUGACUACCUUCCAUCUCUUCAUGGUAUUGGAUUAGGCAAAGCUUGCAGGCUGAUAAAAAUAGCCAAUAACCCUGAUAUUAUAAAGGUCAUUGGGAAAAUGGGGCAGUAUUUGAAGAUGAAUAUUUUGGUACCAGAAGAAUACAUACAAGGAUUUACUCGUGCUAAUAAUACUUUCCUCUAUCAGUUGGUUUUUGACCCAGUCAGGAGACAGCUUGUUCCUUUGAAUGCUUACGAAGAUGGUGUUGAUCCAGAAACACUGCUUUAUGCAGGAAAGCACAUCGGUGAUAGUGCUGCUUUUCAAAUUGCACUUGGAAAUAAAGACAUCAAUACAAUGGAGCAAAUAGAUGACUACGACCCUGAUGCUCCACAGUCUGUACAGCCCAGAAGUCGUGGCUGGGACGACAAAUAUGCCAAAGACCAGCCACCCAAUUUAAAGAGCAUUUGGAGCAGAGACUACAAACCUGGUUCCACCGCCAAGAUUACAACAAAUUCAGCAUCAGUGUUGGAGAAACCCACAACCAGAGGCCUGGAGCGACUAGUGAACAUGAAAGGGCUGAAGCUUCCCAGCAAAGCACUAUUGGCAAAAAGACCAAGGCAUGAAGAUCUGUCAGAAGGUGACCUGCUAAGCCAGUAUUUUUCAAACACUAAAAAACCUAAGGUGGAAAGCAGUGAAGAUGGUGAGCAUCCUGGGUUUGUUGGUGCAGUGUCUGUGAUUGCUGCUUCAGAGGACCCUUGCAGAGACAAAGAAAGUCCAAACUCUCAUCCUAGGCUUAGAAAUAAAUUUGCCUUCACCUUGCGGAAGAAGAAUGAAGAGAGUGACGCAGUUGUUGUUGUUCCUGGGACUAGAAGCAGGUUCUUCUGCAAAGUGAUGGAUCAGCCUGACAAUAUAUCAAAGGGUGAAAUCCAUGAGUCACCACAGGACAGCGAAGUGGAUUCUCAGGUUGUGGAAGCAGGAAAUACAGUAACAGAGGAUCUUGCGGCUUCCUCUUCAGAGAGUGGAAAAACUAGAACUGCCUUGCUGUCACCCAGGACAACACAGACAAGCUGUUUCAACUGGACUAGAAGCUUUGCAGAUAGACCUGGGACACCCAGUCCAUUGCAAAGUAUAGCAUUGCUACAGCAGUUUCGCCGACGCACACCCAGCAAAGUCACACCCCAGAGUUGUGAGGUAUCCGGAUCACAAACACUAAACACCACAGCAAGUAAAGAGUUGGAUGAAGAGUCUUCCCCUUUAAAAGAACCGCAGCAUUCAUCAGAGCAGGAGCUUGGCAGAGUGUCACAAAAUAGCCUGGGCACUUCAGAAUAUUCACGGAUGACCAAGAAAAAUGCUCCUUCUGGCAGAGAACCUGACUGCAGUCCGGAACCAGAAUGUAAUUUGAAUUCCCGAAUCUUUCAGUUCUGUGACUCAUUGUGUACUGAAAACAAGGAUAUGGAGUUCAAUAGCAAGGUUCCUGGAUUACUUAAAGCCAGUUCUGCGAAAUCCCACGCUGUGACAGAACACAAGAGAUUGCUGCCUGCCAAAGUUAGUGGUCUGAGCAAGAAAACAGCCAGUGCAAAGAAGAAAAAACAUCACAAUGCUGAAAAUAACGCAGGGUUGCAGGUGACAAUUAAUGAACUGUGGAGGACCUUCCAGUUUAAAAGGGAUUCUGAAAGGCUACCGUCCUGUAGAAAACCAGAGCCACUGUCUCCAAUCAAAGAUAACAAAGAUAACAUCCAGCUCACUCCAGAGACAGACGAUGACACUUUAAAUAAACUUGAAUUCAGUCAUGUACAGCGGAAAAUCUUUAAAUGAACUGAUCUUGCAGAUCUGAGCAAAACUAAUAGCCAUCGACCAACGUAAUGUCCAGGCACAUUUGCUUCUGGACACACAAAUCCAAAUUAACAUUUGUAUAUAUUUGGAUGUGAGCUGUAUAUUUUAGUCUUAUCAGAGGUCUUGUCCGCUUCUGUUUUGAAAGAAGUAAAAUGAACUACAGUGUUUAUAUUUGCUAUAAUAAAAUAAAAUUGGCU